CAGGUCAGUGUUAAGGGAUUUAAUAAACAACCCAAGAAAAUAUCCCACUGAAAAUGUUUAGGGUUUCCUUUUUGAAAGCCUGGUGAAGUAUUGCUCAUGAACAAAACUAGUUUUGAAACUAACCACAAUUCUGUGUUCUGGUACAGGUUGGGAACUGGUUUCAUCUCCACUGGCUGGAUGGAGCUGUUAAAGCAUUUUAAAAAGAAGUUGGUUCUCGUCUUCAUCACUGCGCUCUUCCUCUUUUUGGUCUUCACUGUGAAAACGCCCAGCACAUACAACUCAAUCCCAAAACCAUCUGGGCCGCCAAGUGCUUGCUCCAUGAGGAUAUCCGAGCAGACCAUCAUGCCGCUUAACAAUACCAAGCACUUACUGGUGUCAGCCUACAUGGACCAAAGAGUGAAGGAUUUUGAUAUACGCAUCAUUGGCAUAUUUAGGAGAGACUCCAUCCAACCCCUUCACUGCUUUUUCUGCUGUACUGGUUAUUUGAGUAAAACCACUCCAGCAACAAUUUUACAGCAUCCAGAUAACUUUGGUUUUCCCUUUGUCACUACGGAUGUCAUGUGUCAGAUUCCUCAGAAUUGCAAUGCGACACAUGUCACUCUCUUGACUACACCAGACAAAGAGAGUCCAUCUACUGAUCAAUGGCUCCCAAUAAGAAACAAAGACACAGUUGGACAGAAGGAAGAAAACAUGCAGUUUGACUUCACAGUCUGCAUCUCUAACCUCUUUGGUGACUACAACAAUGUGCUUCAGUUUGCACAGACUCUGGAGAUGUACAAGUUGCUGGGUGUGAACAGAGUGGUGAUCUAUAACACCAGCUGUGGUCCAGAGCUCAAUCGCCUGUUGCAGAGUUACAGCGACGAGGGCUUUGUGGAAAUGGUUCCUUGGCCCAUUGACAAGCAUCUGAAUCCAUCUCGUGGCUGGCUUCACUCAGAGCAUGGAGGGGAUUUGCAUUACUUUGGCCAGCUGACCACACUUAAUGAGUGCAUUUACAGAUCAAUGGAGCGUUCUCGCUACGUCCUGUUGAAUGACAUUGAUGAGAUUAUAAUGCCAUACCAGCACGAUGACCUGAUGUCUUUGAUGAACACGCUCCAAAAUCAGCAUCCAAAUAAACACUUUGAGCCAAGCGGACGGUUUCACCUGCCUCAGUGGAACGGGGUGCCAGGAAUUAAUAUUCUGGAGCACAUCUACAGGAGGACCCCGCCAGAAACGUAUACCAUCCACACAAGAUGA
Molecule: messenger RNA, 1233 nt
Organism: Maylandia zebra (zebra mbuna)
Lineage: Eukaryota; Metazoa; Chordata; Actinopteri; Cichliformes; Cichlidae
Source: RefSeq, a predicted model, not a curated record